CCGCGGUGCUGAGCGGUGCUCCAGUGUGUGUGUUGCAUUGGCCCUGUGUGCGUCCCGGAACCCAAGGAGAAACAGGAACGAUGGCGGCGCUGGUGAGGGCUGCGGUGGUGCUGGCCUUGGCAAUACCCAGUGCCCGCGGCCAGGUGCCCCAAGACCUUCCGCCUGCACAGCACAGCCACCGCGUCGUUCUGGACCAGGACAAUGCUUACGUCAUGCUGUGGACGCCGCGCCAGGACGCCAUUGAGAUAGAAGUCCAGGUGAAAGCAAAGGGCUACGUAGGAUUGGGCUUCUCCCCAAACGGUGGCAUGAAGGGAGCUGACAUCGUGCUGGGCUGGGUGGAUGCUGCUGGCAAGGUCUUCCUCCACGAUCGCUAUGCUGCCGGCAACUGGGCACCGACACUGGACGAGUCUCAGGACGUGACACUGCUGGGUGGCUACCAGAACGACACCCACACUGUGCUUAGGUUCUCCCGGCCCUGGAUCACCCUGGACACUGACAGUGACUACAUGCUGGGGGACGACACAGUGCGGGUCAUCUGGGCGUACACCAACAGUGACCCCGCAAGUGAGACAGACCUGCGUCACCACGACAUGCGAGGGACCAAGAGCCUCUACUUGCAGUCACCCCAGUUUGAGCUGCCGGCACUGGGUCCGGAUGUCAAAAGUGUGGAGCUUCUCUCUCGUAACAUCACUAUACCGAGCGACCUGGACACCCUGUACUGGUGCCAGAUGUUCAAGAUCCCCAUCACCACCAAGCACCACGUCAUUGGGUACGUGCCGGUGCUUCAGCAAGAGAGCCUGGAGCACGUGCAUCAUAUAGUGAUGUACGCGUGCAACUUGGAGGAAGGCCACGACCAGUACGAGAAUUGGCUGGAGUGGGAAGGAGCACAAUGCCACACUGCCAAUAUGCCGCCCUCGUGGAGGUUCUGCACUCCUAUAUUUGCCUGGGCUGUGGGUGGAGAAGGGGAGAUGUUCCCGGACCACGUGGGCUUCCCCAUCGGCGAGCAGGGCAAGGCGGCUUACUUCAUGAUGGAGAUGCACUACGACAAUCCAAACUUAAGGGAAGGCGUGGUGGACAGUUCCGGGGUGCGUUUCUUCUACACGGAGAAGCUGCGGGAACAUGACGCCGGCACGAUUGUGUUCGGGCACAACCUGUCGCCCUUCCACAUCAUCCCUCCUGUCCAGAGGUGGCACAGCGCAGGCUACUGCGACUCCCAGUGUACCAGUCAGAACUUGCCAGCAGAGGGCGUGAAGCUGUUCCAGGGGAUGCUCCACUCACACCUGUUGGGAGACAACCUCAUCCUCAGGCACGGACGCAAUGGCCAGGAGCUCCCACCCAUCAUGAAAGACAUGCAUUACGACUUUGACUAUCAGAACACCAGGAUCUUGAAGGAGGAGGUGACUCUUCUUCCUGGCGACAGUCUUGUUAUGGAGUGCGGCUACAAUGCAUCUCACCGCACCACUCCAACCUACGGAGGGUUCGGCACCAAUGAAGAAAUGUGCCUCACCUUCCUGAGUUACUACCCACGUGUUGACCUCUUCCUGUGCGGCUCAAACCCAGAAAUGAACACUGUUCUCGAUAGUCUUGGCCUUGAGAUCAGUGCUGCUAACAAAGACAAGCUGGAAAAAAUGCUGAAUUACAAAAUUGAGAUGAACUGGGAGGUGGAGAACAAACUACUGGAGAAAGUGAAGAGUGGGAAUCUGUCAACUACAGGCAUGCCACUCAUCAUGGCUGACAUGCUGAAGACCGUCAACAUCACUGCCCCUCAGAAGUAUAUCAACCAGUCCCUGUAUAAUGUGCUGCAAGACAAAGCCAUCUGGAUGGACGAAUUGACCUCUGCCCUGCAGAAGGCUGUGCUGGAGGGGAACCACACCUCAACAUGCCACCUUCAUGGCCAAAGCAUUCUUAUGGGAAAAAGCAGUACCAUCACAGCACCAGACCUCCAGCCACUGCAGGAUCCUCUGCCUGAGGUGAGCUUCAUGCACAGCGUGGUGCUGGACCAGCAGGGCAGCUACGUCUUGUUGUGGACGCCCAGGAAGGAAGAUGUUGUGUUUGAGGUUCAGGUGGGCACAACAGGCUAUGUGGGACUGGGCUUCUCUCCCACCGGAGGCAUGAAGGGAGCAGACAUCAUACUGGGAUGGGUGGACACCAGCGGGGAGGUGUUCCUGCACGACAGUUAUGCUGAGGGCAACUCGGCCCCAAUGGUAGAUGAAUCUCAGGAUGUGAAGCUGCUGGGGGGCUACCAGAACGACACCCACACAGUACUGAGGUUCUCCCGGCCCUGGGACACCUGUGAUGGGGACCAGGACUACACUCUCUCUGACGACACAGUGCGAGUCAUCUGGGCAUACAGCAGCCGUGACCCAGCCAGUGAGACAAACUUGCACUACCAUGAUAGGAGAGGGACCAAGAGCCUCUUCCUGCAGUCCCCCCAGUUUGAGAUGCCACAGAUGGGUGCCGAUGUGAAGACCUGGGACUUCCUUUCACACAAUGUGAGCUUACCAGACCAUCUUGACACUCUGUACUGGUGUAAGAUUUUCAAGAUGCCGCCCACUCCCACCAAGCACCACAUGAUUGGGUUUGUCCCAAUAGUGGAGGAGAAGAAUGCGGAACACGUGCAUCACAUUUUGUUCUACGAGUGCCACGCGCCGGACAGUGACACUCUGUUUGAGCAGCACGUGGAGGAGAAGGGAGCACAGUGCCACACCCCCAACAUGCCUGACUCCUUCCGCUACUGCCAGUCAGUGCUCAUUGCCUGGGCAAUCGGUGGCCUGGGGGAGAUGUACCCAGAGCAUGCAGGCUUCCCCCUUGGAGAGCAGCAUGGAGGGGCAACCUACUUCAUGAUGGAGUCACACUACGACAACCCAAACCUCCGCCAAGGGGUGGUGGACUCGUCAGGGAUCAGGAUAUUCUACACAGAGAAGCUGAGGGAUUACGAUGCAGGAAUCCUGAUGAUUGGCCACCAGGUAUCCUUCACACAUAUCAUCCCCCCACAUCAAGAGAACUUCCUGUCGGGGACCUUCUGUGACGACUCGUGCACUGGUGAAACGCUGCCAAGGGAGGGAGUCAAAGUGUUCCAAGGCGUCCUACACUCCCACCUGCUGGGCACCUCACUGCUGGUGAGACAGGUGCGGGAUGGCCAGGAGCUGCCCAUGAUAAUGAAGGACAUGACGUAUGACUUCAACUACCAGAGCAGCAGAGUGUUCAAGGAGGAGGUGAUGCUGCUGCCAGGUGACACACUCAUCACAGAAUGCUACUACAACUCUUCCCACAACACCAAGCCAACCACAGGUGGACUGACAACAAAGGAGGAGAUGUGUCUGGCCUUCCUCAGCUACUAUCCACGCACCAAACUCUUCAGCUGUCUCUCCGAGCCCAAAUUUGAGGACAUCAUGACCACAGUAGGAGUGACAGAUGUAGAGCAUACAAUGAUGAGACGGAGACUUAGAAAAAAAAAGAAGACAACCAGCGAGCAGCCUGAGGAGAACAUGACAGAAGGGAAGAAGGACAGAAGCACGACACAGGAGCUGCAGGAUAUUAAAUUUUCAGAUUAUUACCACACAGUGAGGAUUAAGGCACCAGAGGAGUACCUUAACUUGAGCAUGCACGACAUUCUCUUCGAUGACGCAAUGUGGCAGGACCCUAUGACGGCAGAUGCAUUCCAGAGGCUGGCAACAAGCGGUGUCCACAAAGUAAACUGUGGCAUAAAUGGCCAGAAUGGGCUAGAGGAGAAAGUGAAGCUGGUGCCGUACCCAAGCUACAGGAGCCGAAGACACAGGCAAGACCGCUGUACCAAACUGAGCGAUAAAGGCUCAAGUUUGUGUCCACCUGCCCUCUCCUUCUGCAGGAACACCAACACAAGAGGAACUUUCUUCUAGAUUUGUGCAUGUACAAGCUUUCCCUCUUCCCAAUGCACCUUUGUCACACCUCUUUGUACUUUUUAGACCUUCACAGUAUGUAUACGUUUUGCCCCUUAUCUACUGCACCUGUUUUGUCAUAUCUCUGUACUUCAAGAGCCUCAAUAUCUGUGUUCUAUAACCUUCAAGAUAAAUAUAAUUUUACCUCUGCAGUACUUCUCUCCAUUCCUUGGUCCAUUCCCUCAUUCCCAGCUACUGCUCCUCUUCCUUUGCUCCUUGUACUGUCUCCUUUCUUGUUGUAUCCACUUCACUCUGUUCCUAUCACCAGUAUCUCAUUCCAUGGCUCCUGUUGCCCCUUCAUCACUCUUCAGUCAAUAUAUUCACUCACUUUCUAGAUUUGAUAUCUACACCCUUCAUGUCCUCUCUUCUCUCUCCCUUCCUAUAAGUACCCUCUCAUCCUGCUUCCUUUCCAGCACAUCCUGUUCCUACUCCCUCAUGUGUUCUGUUCCCCCACUUGUUUUCUUAAUUCCUGUCUUCAAUUAAUCUGAAUUGGGAAACUGAUGUACGAUAAUACUGCAAUGAACUUUUUUCUUUGUGUUCUUGAUGAAAAUGCAACACCAUCAUGACUCAUUCAGAGAGAAAUGUAAUUAUGUACUAGCAACUAAAAAUACAAAUAUGUUAAACAGAAUAUUUUCAAAGUGAUAAACAACAUUAUGGAAAGUUUGCAUAAAAUCUAAUUUAAUUAUUGAGAAAGAAAUUGACAUCAUAUACUUAUGUAAUAAUAGAAUAAAAAAAAACUUCAGCAUAACAGAUUCAAAUUAAGAGAGAGCAUCAUGGAAGGCCUGGAAAGAACCUGCAGGUAACCGAGCUGAGUGCUUCCCUGCACCAUAAGCCUCACCAUGGCACCAGUACAGUCUUCAUUUACUGUCUUGCAUUUAUGGAAAAGCCAUAACACAUCUGCUCACUCUUAGUUAUUUGAGUCACACCACAAACACAAUCCUGUCCACAAAUCUUCUAAACUUACUUGCACUUCAUCCAAAUGUUAAUUAUUUUUAAAAAAUGUACUUUUUUUUAUAAUUAGUCUUAUUGCAAAACAAGCACAUUUAUAGUGUAUAAAAUUCUCAGGCAUAUACUAUAAAUCUUUACCAAACCA
Portunus trituberculatus (swimming crab) is the source of this 5010-nucleotide messenger RNA. RefSeq lists its product as uncharacterized. Gene Ontology annotation, biological process: norepinephrine biosynthetic process; dopamine catabolic process; octopamine biosynthetic process. Gene Ontology annotation, cellular component: secretory granule membrane. The record is from RefSeq and is a predicted model, not a curated record. Gene Ontology annotation, molecular function: copper ion binding; dopamine beta-monooxygenase activity. NCBI's taxonomy places the organism in Eukaryota, Metazoa, Arthropoda, Malacostraca, Decapoda, Portunidae.